AUGCAUCUGCUGCGAUCUGUUCUAGUUUCCCUCCUGACAGCCUCUGCCUUGGCCCUCCCAGGUGCGGAGAAGCAAUCAUCUGUCAAACACCGGCGUGCUGCCGGGUAUGCCCUCAAGGAGCCCCCUCUCACGACCCCUUGGACAGAUAAAGUCGGCACCAAUCCCUGGCCUGAGUACCCGCGGCCACAGCUGCAGCGUUCCCAGUGGCAAAAUCUGAACGGGGUCUGGCAGUAUCAGAACGCCUCGGGCCUGGAUGCGGUGCAAAGCCCGCCAUUUGGGCAAGAUCUGGGGCAGGAGGUGCUGAUUCCUUCAUGUUUAGAAAGUGGAUUAUCCGGCAUUCAGGGGAAUUAUACCCUGUAUUCAUGGUUCUCAACCUCCUUUGAGGUACCCUCCGACUGGGAUGGUCAGAACGUGUUGCUCAACUUCGGAGCCGUGGACUACGAAGCUACUGUCUUCGUCAACGGUCAGAAGGCGGGCUUCCACCGUGGUGGAUACUUCAAGUUCUCUGUGGACGUGACUCGGUUUGUGAAGCAAGGCCAGAAGAACGAGCUCCUCGUUUUCGUGCAUGACCCCACUGACAGUGGGGACUAUGUCAUCCCAAUUGGAAAGCAGACACUGGAGCCAAGCCAUAUCUUUUACACUCCGUGCAGCGGUAUCUGGCAGACUGUCUGGAUUGAGCCUGUGCCAAUGAACCACAUUUCCCGAUUAGAUCUCGAUGGUAACAAGGACGGCCAGGUCAACAUCACGGUGCACACUGCUGCCAAUGUCAGCACCAGCGUCCAAGUCGUCGUGCACGACGGUGAUCAUGUUGUUGCCACACAUCGAGGACCGACCAACCGACCAUUCCAGUUCAAGGUUGUGUCGCCCAAGCUGUGGUCUCCCAAUUCACCCAACCUGUAUAAGGUCACCGUGAUCUUGGGCCAAGACCGGGUCCAAAGCUAUACUGGGUUCCGUACCAUUGAACGCGGCACCGUGAAUGGCGUUGUCCGACCUCUGCUGAACGACGAGUUCAUCUUCCUGUUUGCCACCCUCGAUCAGGGCUACUGGCCCGAUGGUAUUUACACCCCUCCCACAAAAGAGGCGAUGGUGUACGAUCUCCAGCUUCUGAAGAAGCUUGGCUUCAACACGGUUCGCAAGCAUAUCAAAGUAGAGCCCGAGCUCUUCUACCAGACGUGCGAUGAACUCGGCCUGCUAGUCAUCCAGGACAUGCCGGCUCUGCGUCCAUCCCAGUCCCGGACUCUGGCAAACGGCACAUCUGUGCCAAUCCUGCCCGACCCAGCUCAGCAAGUGGAGUUCGGACGUCAAUUGGAAGUCCUGGUCAACCAGCUUAAGAGCUUCCCCAGCAUUGCCGCUUGGGUCAUCUACAACGAAGGGUGGGGCCAGAUUACCACCUAUUACCCCGAGAUCGAGUUGACUGCUCGAGUCAAGCAGCUAGACCCAACCCGGCUGGUCGAUUCCACCACAGGUUGGUACGACCACGGCGCGGGUGACUUUAGCGACAACCACCACUACGCUAAUCCGCAAUGCGGAACCCCGUUCUACUCCAUCAACUCAAGCCCUUACGACGAUACCCGAAUCGGAUUCCAGGGCGAGUUUGGCGGUCUUGGCAACAAUGUCUCGAUCGAGCAUCUCUGGAACAACCAGAACGCCAUCAACAGCAUCAACCAGACGUACGAAAUUGAUAUUACCGUGGAAGCGUGGAACUACCGCAGCCACCUUCUACUCAGCGAGCUUAAGGACCAGGUUACCCGAUUCUCCUGCAGCGGGGGCGUCUGGACCCAGACCACCGAUGUCGAGGGCGAGGUCAACGGGCUCAUGACCUACGACCGCCGCCUGCAGCGUGUGGACGAAGAGCAGUGGAAGGCCGAUAUCCAGGGCCUGUACGAUGCAGCUGCGGCACGCAGCAACGCGACCGUUUCCUUGUGA
Molecule: messenger RNA, 1926 nt
Organism: Penicillium chermesinum
Lineage: Eukaryota; Fungi; Ascomycota; Eurotiomycetes; Eurotiales; Aspergillaceae
Product: putative hydrolase
Exons: 7
Coding region: 1-1926 (641 amino acids)
Biological process (GO): carbohydrate metabolic process
Molecular function (GO): hydrolase activity, hydrolyzing O-glycosyl compounds
Source: RefSeq, a predicted model, not a curated record